Molecule: messenger RNA, 4208 nt
Organism: Saccostrea cuccullata (small rock oyster)
Lineage: Eukaryota; Metazoa; Mollusca; Bivalvia; Ostreida; Ostreidae
Product: protein zyg-11 homolog B-like
Exons: 14
Coding region: 141-2417 (758 amino acids)
Cellular component (GO): Cul2-RING ubiquitin ligase complex
Source: RefSeq, a predicted model, not a curated record
GGAAUGUCAAUUUCGUACUUCCGGUUGAGAUAAUCCCAGAUUCUAUUUCUGAUUAAAACCUGUUGAAUUUCUUGUUUUGAAGCUUGUACAAGGCAACAGCGAAUGGGUCUUUCAGGAAUCUGUACCUAAAGCCAGCCAAAAUGUAUGACAUGCCAGUUAGCCUGCAGGAUUGCUGCAUUGACUUCAUCAGUGACCACCUGCAGGAUUUGUGCUAUGCAUCAGCAACUGAAAAUCAAACAAUCAAAAAGCUUUCCUUCAAAGAUCCAGAUAUCUUCUUCCAUGGAGAGCUCUCUGAGCAACUCUUGCAGACGCUUUGCGAAAAGGGAAAACUCACUGAUGAGACACUCAGUCUAUUUGAUCCCAAUGUAACAAACUUGAAAAGGGUAUCCAUAAGAGAUGCACAGCUGUCAGCAAAAGGAUUGAGGAUUUUAAAAAUGCAUAAAAUUUCAGAACUGGAAAUUAUUGGACUACGUACUGCCACUGUGAACGACGUGAUAGGAUGCCUCGGAGAAUGGACCCUGUCCAAUCUGAGAUCUUUAAACGUGAAUAACAGCACAUUUGUAAACAGUACGAAAUUCUGUGUGGUGGUGUCUCUAUCAAAACUUCAUAAUCUCCAGAGUCUGAACGUCAGCAACACAGAGUUCAAUAAACAUGGCCUUGAGAUCAUUGUGGAGGAUCUUCCCUGUCUGGUGAAUCUGGACAUCUCCAGUACUCAGAUACUAGACAUAUCUCCUCUAAAGAAGUGCAAGGACCGCCUCAAAUCCCUGUCAAUGUACAAUCUAGUGGCCUCUAACCAGGAUGAUGUGGUUCCUGUCUUGUGUGAACUGACUAAGUUGGUACAUUUGGAUGUUUCAGAGGAUUCCUCCAUGCAGCCUUUUGUCAAUGUCAACUCUGGCAAGUUUGCCAUUAUUAACCUCCUUCUACGACCUCGAUGCCUUCCAAAUCUUACUUCCUUGGAUAUAUCAGGCAAAGAUGGUGCCAAUGAAGAUGUUCUCAGGGAAUAUGUAAAUUGCCACAGUAAGCUGAACUUCCUAGGACUGGCUUUGACAGAGUACUGUGAAUAUUCAAUGUUCACCAAUGACCAGAGUCCAGACUUCAAGGGAACUAUAACAGUUACUGGAGAAGCGGAUGAGAGACAGAUCAUGGAGGCUCUGAGACGUUAUGUUAGUCGCUGUGUGUAUGUCCAGAAGUCACUCUACACAUUGUUCCGUCUGACACAGGUCAUGCUAAAACCCCGAGAGGAUAUUAUUAAGUUGGUACUGCCAGCCAUGAAAAGCCACCCCAAACAGCUGGGGGUACAGAUGGCAGCCACAGCCUGUCUGUACAACCUGUCUAAGGGGGAGGUGGGGGCCAAGGUCCACCCAGCAUGCCUGACCCAGAUAGUCAAUCUGACUUUGUUAGCCAUGGAGAACUUCCCCAACCAUCAACAGUUACAGAAGAAUGCACUGUUGACGUUAUGUAGUGACAGGAUUUUAAAUGAUGUCACAUUUGACCGAUUCCGCUGUGCCAAGCUUGUGAUGGAAUGUCUUUGUCAGUUUCAUGACCCCUCAAUGAACAGAAUGUCUGUGGCAAUCUGCUCCAUAUUGGCUGCAAAGAUAUCGACAGACCAGACAUCUCAACUUGGGGCUAAGCCUCGUUACAUGAGGAAGAUGUUACAACUUGUAAAAUCUAAAGUUGAGUCUAAUGCCAUAGACAUCACGCUUAAAUUUACACUCAGUGCCCUCUGGAAUUUGACUGAUGAAUCCCCAGCAACUUGCCAUGUGUUUCUACAUGAGGGUGGUCUAGAUUUAUUCAUGACAAUACUACAGACUGUGUCCACAAUGGAGGAAGAUGUGAGAACACAAGUUGAAACAAAGAUACUGGGACUUCUGAACAACAUAGCAGAAGUGCCUAAGUUACGGGACUACUUGAUGAGGGAUGACUUCCUGAUGCUGAGUAAACAGUUACUGAGGGCCUCACAGAUUGAUGUCAGUUAUUUCGCUGCCGGAAUCAUAUCACAUCUGGCAAGCGAAAGCAUUCAAAAAUGGCUGGUAGUAUCUACCAAAGAGGAAAUUCUGAAAGAAUUGAGGGAGGUAGUCUUGGAGUGGGAACAACCUGAUGGUGAAAUGGUGGCUUACAGGUCUUUUAAUCCAUUCAUUCCCCUACUGAGGUGUUAUGACUGCCCAGCUGUACAGUUAUGGGCUGCCUGGGCAAUUCAACAUGUCUGUACUAAAAACAGCAGCAGAUAUUGUCCCAUGCUUGAAAAAGAGGGAGGUUCAGAGAUACUCAUGGAACUUAUUAACAAUCCAGAAACUGACCACAAUGUGUCCAGUAUAGCACAGAAAAUCUUAGCUUUUGGAAAAGGUCCAUCUGUUCAGAAGGUACCUCGUGAUGAUCAGAUGUCAGACCCAGUGCCCUGCCCAGCGGCAGAAAACUAAAACAUUGACAGAAUUUGUAUGGGUUGUUUUUUUUUUUGUUGUUGAGGGAUUGUGGUGCUAAAGCUUUAUCUUUGAUUUUGUGCGAAGAGAUGUUGGGGCAUUUCUUAUAUGUCUUACCAUAAAAUCCCUAUUAACUGCCCCUGCCCCUAUAAGCACCCCCUAGGCCUUUCUCAAAGGUUGGGAAAUAAGGGCUUCCUGUACUGUGAUUUAAAAUAUCCAGAAUCGUAUCAAAGGUCUGCCAUAAAUUGAAGGAAAUGAAAAUGGAACUUGGUUGUUCGGUAAAUUGUACAAAGUCUUCAUGGAAGAUUCUUAGAAGGACCUAAUCAUGUAUUUCUAGAAGUGAAAGUUUCUUACAAUUUGUUUUCCUUGUGUAUUCUCCAAUUUUUGGGGUGGAUAAAUAAAUCAUAGAGCAUAAUAUAGAUGGAUAAUUUAAUGAUAAAGGAAAGAUAAACAAAUACUUAGUGGUUUCCUAAAUUUGAUUUUUUGUUUCAAAAGCUUUCUUGUUAAAAUCUGACAUUAAAUAUUAUAAGGAGAAUACCGAAAUAACCAUCCCCUUUUUGCAGUUUUCUAACUGGGGCAGCUAUUAAUAGGGAUUUUAUGGUCAUAAAAAUGCAGGAAAACUGCUAAAAAAAAAUAAUAAUACAUGGUGAUCUUUUACACCUUUCUCAAUGUAUUAUUUUCAAAUAUGUUUCAAAACACACUCUGAAUUUUAACAUUAUUUAUUAACUCAGUCUCCAUUGCUCGGACAAGUAAGAUUCCACUCAUAGAAAAGAUUUUCCUUGUUACUCUCGUCCCUGUUGUUAUUGGUUGUCAUUUGUUAACGAGUAUUAACAAUUAUCAUUUAACAUUGUUUUUUGCAUAAAGCAAACCCAUUUAUUUUAUUGUGCAACUGUUUGUGUAUUUGGUAGUGCUGUAAUGCUUCCAUGAAAUUGUUGAAUUUUUUUUCUCCCAUUGAUGAAAGUGCUUCAAUUCUGUUCAAAAAAAUUUAUUUAUACUCUUCUAUUUUAAAAUCAAAAAGCAAUAAAUUAAUCUGUAUGAUCAUACAUGUACAUUUAUUUUAUUUACGGUAAAUGCUCUGAAAUUUAUUACUGUGAAUAUUGUGAUAAAAUAUGGAAGUUUCAUUUUGUUUUGAAUAACUGAAUGUGCUUUUCACUCUCAGAGUAUAUUGUUUAUUAUGUGUAUUUGUUACAUGUAUGAAUUGUUUUGCAACAAUUUAUAUGUUGCCACCCAUAAUGACUUAAGUGACAGUUGUUUAUUCCCCCUUAUUUCUCAGUAUUACCUAAACUUACAUUUAUUGCAGAAAGUUAAGUAUCUGUCAGUACAUGUAUCAGCAAAGCUUAAUCCUUCACUCGAUGUCAAUAUUGUUGAAUCUCCAAAUAAUGUAAUGGUCAGUGCUUUAUAUACAUAUAUACAUGUGGUAUAUACAUGUAUAUAUGCUCAUAGUAAGGCAUCGAUUAAUCUGUCUUUAACAUUAUUAAAAUUAUUGUAAAACACUCUUCCUAAUUAAAAGCAUAAACAUGUAGAUUUAUUUUACUGAUAUGCUGAUCAGUGGAUACAUUGUAUCCAAUACGAUUUGUAAGAUGCCGUCAUGUUACCACUAGCUGUAAUUUUGAGCCACUUUUUUUUCAAAUUUAUCAGAUUCUGGUGGUUUGAGACAAUCUAGACUGGAAUUCAGUUUAUUGGUUGUUAUUUCUGUGUGUUGAAAGUCUUGCUGUUUUUCCUUUGUUUUUGAAAUGUUGUUAAAAUGUACACUAUAUUCAUCAUCAUUUAAUAAAAUCUUUGGAAAACAAA